Sesamum indicum (sesame) is the source of this 1297-nucleotide messenger RNA. Lineage: Eukaryota; Viridiplantae; Streptophyta; Magnoliopsida; Lamiales; Pedaliaceae. The record is from RefSeq and is a predicted model, not a curated record.
UUAUAUAAUAAUAUCCUGCCAACGAGUACAAGAAUCACACCCUCAGACCUGGACAAAAAGUAGAGGUGCAAGUCUAGAUGAAAGGUCAACUACUACAAUUUUUUAAACUCUUACUUCACCAAGUAAAACAACUACCUACGUACAACAACAACAACAACAACAACAUUUAGUCAACUGAAGAGAGCAGUACCUAAUUUUAUUUAAUUAACCAAAGACAAAAUUCCUAAAUUAAGAAAAAAAAAAAACAAAAUUAGCCAAAAACGUGCUUCCCAUAACAUGUUCUCUUCAUAUACACUUCCUCCACAGCCAUCACAAUGGCCACCUUCAACAAUCCACAUAAAAUACCCCGCACCCACAAUACCCUAUUACCAUCGGCACCAAAAAUGCCAACACCUAAACACAAACCCCCCACCCCCAAACGCCCACCUCCGCCUCCUCCUCCGUCCGCCAACGCGGUGGCGCCCGACCAAUCCCCCCCAAGGCCCCAACUCUCCCUCCAACAACCCUCCCACAAGAAGACACCAUCGAAAUCCACAAAACUUUUCAGGCGGGUCAAGUCCGUUUUCCGGUCAUUUCCAGUUAUCAACCCGCCAUGCAAGAUGCCGGUUUCCAUCCACACGAACCGCAUGCACGAGGGCCACAUCCACGGCGGCAAACAGAUGACGGGAACCCUCUUUGGCCAUCGGAAAUCACGCGUAAACCUAGCUAUCCAAGAGAACCCCAGGUGUUUGCCCAUGCUGGUUCUCGAACUCUCAAUCCAAACGGGUAAACUUCUCCAGGACAUGGGUCUGGGGCUCGUGAGAAUUGCUCUUGAAUGCGAAAAGAACCCAUCGGAAAAGAUAAAACUCAUCGACGAGCCCAUUUGGACUAUGUACUGCAAUGGGAGGAAAGUAGGGUAUGCUGUGAAGAGGGAGCCGACCGACGAUGAUUUGAAAGUCAUGCAAACGCUGCAUGCAGUGUCGAUGGGGGCGGGAGUGUUGCCCGGAGAAAGCAGCGCCGUCGGAGAAGCGGCGGCGGAGGGAGAGCUAACGUAUAUGCGGGCUCACUUUGAGAGGGUAGUGGGGUCAAAGGACUCGGAAACUUAUUACAUGAUGAAUCCGGAUGGGAAUAGUGGACCUGAACUCAGCGUCUUCUUUGUUAGAGUUUGAUAUUUUUCCCCUCAAAAUUUCCUUUGCUAUGAGCAAGCAUUUAAUGCAAUUUCCAUAUAUAUGUGGAUUGGAUUUUUUGUUACAAUUUUUGUUGUAUGUUAUUUUAUAUACACACUAUGUGUACAAUAAAAAUUAUGCCAUUAACUUUA